GUUCAUUUUCUACAACAGCAGUGGUUGUGGCAUGGGUUGUCAAGCUUCAUAAAGUCCCGCUAAAGUAACCAUUGUGACUCGUGUGCUGUAUUCAAAGCCUUCUAGAGCAGCACGGCAGCUUUAUGAGAGGAAAUGUGAACAUCUGGCUUUACGUCGUAGCUUUCGUCUCUGCUUCUGCACGUUCAGACUCGCACAUCUGUUCAACAUAAGGAUAACGUAUAAUACUUGUAAACGCAACUGGUUUCGCGUAGGAGUGAGUCUGGGAUAAUAACUAGUUAUUCAAAAUGGUACGAGUGUGCGCUUUUCCUGGAUGCUUCAACCGAGAGAAAGCGUUACGUCUGCGGCCGCAGGGAUCGGCGCAAGAUGAAAGUUUGACGUUUCACACGUUACCGAUGCAAGAUCCAGAGAGACUGAAGCUGUGGCUGCUCGCUCUACACCGGGAUAUAAACUCACCCGUUGAAUCCAUCCGUGCAUUGAGAGUGUGCAGCGGGCAUUUUUCGCCUGACGAUUUCCCUGGUCCAAAUCGACGAUAUCUGAAAUCAACAGCAGUGCCUGUCCAGUUAGUAGUACCGACUGAGGCUAGACAUGCGGGAGCUGAGCUGCAGAUGGAAGGACGGUAUGAUGUCAACAUGGAUUCUGACUUUCAAAAUGAUUUUAGUUUUGUUACUGGGAGUCCAGGAGCUGCACUGAAACUAGAAGGAGGGAUGUCUGCUUCUUCACAAUCUACAGAGGCCUUUUCACCAUUGAGCUGUACAUCCGCAGCAGGUUUUCCUCCGGACAGUGAGGAUUCCAGUGAGGCAGGAACGAAGUCUGACCUUCAAGAAAGCGUGAUAGAGGGUCAUCGUGUGAAGCUUCAGAAGACCAUGAAGCAGGAAGAUGUAGAUUUGCGACUACAUGAUAAACGCAUGGAGGUGACAAGUGAACCAAGAAACGAUAAGCAAACAGAUGAAGAAGACGACGAAGACCGGGAGAUGAACACAGAGGAUACAGCGCAGUGUUCAGAAGAGCUAGUGAUCACUAAAGUUGAGGACUUCACAAGUGAAAUGCCAAUAGAUGUAGACUACACUGGGGAUCACAGUGGAAGGAUGGAGGUGGAUAAACCAGAAUAUGCAGAUACACAAACGGCAAAAGACGACAAAAACAGGAUGGAGUCAUUUGGAAUGCAAACAGAGCCUGUGGUGAGACUCAGGAAGCUUCAUUUGGUCCAGCCCUCUGUCGAUCUGUCUGUGAAGAUCAAGGAGGAGCCAAUAGAUGAGGAGUGUAGAAAGUCUCCUCAGGCUCCAGAGAGAACCUUGAGGGAACAUGAGGAUUUUACCCAGACACCUGAUGAGAUCACGAUCCGUCCGGCGUUCCCCGUGGGAGGAAAUGCCAUUGGAGCUCCAGCGGCAAGAGCCGCAAAAGCACCAUCAGUCCCUGCCGUGUCCAUUCCCGAACAAGCCCCUUUCAGUGCCAUUGUUACGGUGUGUGCCGGCUGUAAAAGGAUCAUACUGAAGGGUAAAACGGCCUUCCAGCGCAGCGGCUCUCCUAAACUCUACUGCUCACCUCAGUGUCUCUGCAUCACCUCUGCCAUUGAGGUCAAAAAGAAAACAUGUCACCACUGCCUCAAAGAGAUUUCUCACCCAAAGGAUGUGCUUUUAGCCUCAGUGGACACGUCAGGAACUACUAAGGAGUUCUGCAGUCAGAAAUGCAUUAGUGCUUUUAACUUCAGGUGCAGCGUGUGUCAGAGGACAAGUGUGACUCAUGGUCACGAGGUGAAGUCCAUGGGCACCGUCCAUAAGCUGUGCAGCGACGUUUGUUUCAACCAGUUCCUCUCUUCCAAUAAGUUGACCAUGAACUGUUGUAUGAACUGUGGUGGGUACUGUAAAAGCACAGACGGUUCGUGUCCCUCUCUACAGAUAGAGGGCAACACUGUCAAGUUCUGCACCCAAAAGUGCCUCAAAGUCUACAAAAAGAGGAGUCUCAAAACUGCCACCUGCAAAAUGUGUCACGCCAAGCGCCCAUCUGCAGAAAUGGUGGUCAGUCAGAACUCAGAGGGUGGAGAAGAGCUUUUCUGCUCUGACUCUUGUGCCACGACCUAUACAGCCCAGACUCUCAGUUCCUCAGGUACUGCUGUGGAAUGCAAAAACUGCAAGAAGAAACAAGUACCACAGUAUCAUCUAACAAUGUCUGAAGGAACCGUUCAAAACUUCUGCUCCUUUACCUGUGUAGUGUCUUAUGAGGCGGUAAUAAACAAAAAGCAAGCUCCUAAGAAGAUAACCUCUACAAGCAACAAUGUUCCUGCCCCAAAACCUGCUGCCCCAAGAUCUGCUCCUGCGGCGACCAGUUCAUCAGUAAAGACUGCCUCCUCCAGUAGACCGGUCCAAAUGGUCACCCGACUCCCUUGUGCUCAAUGUCUGCAGUCAUUCUCCCACAAGCCAAAGCUACUGGAGUUCAAGAAAAAAAUGUAUGUGUUCUGUGAUGACUCUUGUGUUGGGGACUUUGGAAAAACAAAAAACGUCACAGCUCUCUGCGAAUACUGCAAGACCGAUCAAGUUGUGAAAAGUGUGAAAAGGAUAAGCAAGGUUGACCGGACUUUCUGUGGGCAGAAAUGUAAGUUACUCUUUGAGGAUAACCUGGCCAACGAGUGGGGCGAGAAAUACUGUCGUGACUGCUUUUACUGUGAUGCUGGCUCUAAGACUCGAGUGACUGGGGUUUUUAAUGACAAGCAGGAGGAGUUUUGUGAAACCCAGUGCUUGUCAAAAUAUACUUCACUGAUCCAUCAGGAUUCUAAGGGGAUCAAAUGCACAAUGUGCAAGCAGGGCAGUAAGAUGAAUGAAACUGUGAAAUGGUUGGACGAGAUGAAGCAUUUCUGCAACCUGCGGUGCCUGAUGUUCUUCUGCAGUCUGCAGGCCGUCACAGGGGCGGUCACUAAAGCUGCAAACAAAUCUCUAUCCAAACGGGGUGCAACGUCAGUGUCCUCUACAGUCCAUCAACGCCCUAAAGAGACCACACCCAUCAUCGCCAAUGUUAGAUCGUUCUCAAGUGAAGCCAAUGGACAGUCUGAUGUUCUGGAAAGCAAAGAUAUGGAUGGCUCUGUUCCAUCCAUUACUGUAGAAGUUCCAGAGGAUGAAAGUUUUCCAGAACAAACGGUCAGUACACAGAAAUGCACUGUGAGGACUUGUGCCCGGCCACGUCGAAACCAAAAGAGAAAGGCCUUACCGCAUAAUACCAAGCACAAAACUAUAGCCUGUAAACCCAACACCCGUAAUGCUGAGACACAAAGUGAUGAAAUUCCUAAAGUAAUAGUGUUGCCUGUGCCUGUGCCGGUGCCUGUGUUCGUGCCGGUUCCUAUGAAUCUCUACACACAGUAUGUUCCUCAGACUGUUGGGUUACCGUUACCGAUUCCAGUGCCCAUGUUCCUCCCUACAACUCUGGACAGUGCUGAACGCAUUGUGAAGACCAUCCAGGAAAUCAAAGAGAAGAUCCCUGAUGAUCCUCUGGAGGCUGAUCUCAUCAUGAUGGCGGAGAUGGUGGCUGAGGACGCAGAGAGGGAGAAAAAAAUCAAAGCUAGUGAUCAGAAAAGUAACUUAAUGGAUAUUGAUUCGGAAGACGUGUCCAGCAAUCUAAGUUGGGAAGAGGAUUCUGUCUCUUCUGCUCAGACAUUGGAUCAGACUCCAGAGCUGGAGAAAGCACAGUCUAAAUCUGUUCCAGAACUAGAGAAAGCACAGUCUAAAUCUGUUCCAGAACUAGAGAAAGCCCUGUCUAAAUCUGUUCCAGAGCUGGAGAGAGAACUAUGUAAAUCUGUUCCAGAGCUGGAGAAAGCACAGUCUAAAUCUGCUCCAUCCAUCAAUCCAUCUACACUGACCCCCACCCCUAUCCCAACAGAAGAGCCACAGAUUGACCUGCAAGCUGAUUUUCCAGUCGCGAGCACUGAACUUAUAAAAGAGCAAAAACACAACAAAAAGGAGGUGAAGGUAUCAGAUGUCAAACAGAAGCCUCGCAGAAAAGACAGUGAUAGCGUUCUUCAAAAGAAACGGGACAAUAAGUGUGCAGCGUCAGCCACAUCAGACGGCCCAGCUGACCUCUCCAAAAUGCAACAUGAGUCUGGUGUCAGUGCUUGGAAGAAUUGGGUGCGCUGGAGGAACUCCCAACCUCAUGUGGAGACUCCCAAAUUUGGCGCGCGAAGCAUGACGCUCAAGGAGGACUUGUUGAAGUGUAGCACUGCUGAGUUGAGCUACGGCCUCUCCAAGUUCAUCUCUGAAGUUUGUCGACCCAAUGGAGAGAAUUACAGCCUUGAUAGCAUCUUUUAUCUCUGCUUAGGCAUCCAACAGCAUCUGUUUAAGAAUAAUCGGAUGGAGAACAUAUUCACAGACGUCUGCUACAGCAGAUUCUGCCAGGAUAUGACCAACAUGCUCAAAGGAUGGACACCCACUAUUUUGUCCAAUGGUUAUGUUCAUUCUCAAGUAGAGGAGAAAUACAUGUGGGACUGUAAGCAGUUGGGGGCGUUCUCACCCGGCGUGCUGCUGAACACGCUGCUUUAUUUCUUCACCAAGUUCUUCAAUUAUAAAACAGUGGAGCAGCAUCGUCGCCUCUACUUCGGCCGCUUCAAGCGCUACUGUCAGGGCCAGGGUAACAGCAAAGUGGUCUAUUUGCACUUUUAUCCCCAUAAAGAGGACACAAGCACAGAUGGUGUUCCAGCGAAAAAGAGGAAAAAAGAAGAUGAAAGGGGAAAGCCGCUAAAGAUAAAGGAGAAUACAGAGAAUCCCUUCCGCUGUCCUGUUCGACUUUUUGAGUUCUAUCUCUCGAAAUGUUCUCCCAGCGUGAGACAUAGCACGUCCCAGUUUUACUUGAAUCCUGAACGCUCCUGUGUGCCAAGCAGCCCCACAUGGUUCUCCACAUCCUCGCUGAGCGAUGAGGCUCUGGAAAACAUGCUCGCCCGCAUCCUAACUGUUAGAGAGCUGUACAUGCAAGAAGACCAAUCGCCUCAUGAAGCGGAAUCUGACAGUGACUCGGAUUGAGAAACGGACCUUAAAAACACAAACAUGACUGUUAAGCAAUGGAUUUUUCCUGGAUGAUUCUGUUUUAACACAAGUUGUUAGGGCUUGUUUGUUUGUUUUGCGUAUUGUUCACUGUUGUGUUUAAUGUUCUCGUAUUUGACUGUACAUAGUUUAAUUGUUUUUAUAUGUACUGUAUGUAUUUAUACAUUUGAAAAGUGUUUAGAGAGUACAUAACUAGGGAUUUUUAGAAGGUGUAAAGACACCAUUAUUUCGAAGUAAUAGGCAGUUAUUCUUACCUUACUUCUUGACUGACUCAAAUUAUUCGUUCCGCGAUUCACCUGUCUAAUCCCCUCCUUUCCGCUAGCCUAGUCUGAUGUGAUCGGUCAGAUGGUCUAGUCUGCUGUGAUUGGUCUACUGCGAAUGAGGCUCAGGAGUUAGUGUUUGGGGGAGGAGAGUGAAGUUUUCGAAGGCAGUCCUAGCAAAACAUAGACGGGGACUAUAUGUAAUGACGUAAAUCCGCGGCGGUUUGACUAGGGACGACUCCCUUUUUUCCAAGCCAAUAACUUUGUUAUUCAUUCAUCUUCGGAUUUACAAUUUGGCAGACUGCUUACUUUCUAACACGGCAACAUUACACACUGCAUGAAAUGUGAUUUUCAUGAUCUUGUUAUGUACUCUUUAAGAAAAAGCUUUCAAAAUGUGCAUUCGAGGAGAUAAGAGCACAAUACUGGAUUGUGCAGCGCCUCAUUUUGCAGUCUUUGUAUUACAUUGAAACACUACACUGAAAGACAUUAGCAGGCUCAUUGUAAAAUCACAUUCACUGAGAGUGAGGGGAGGGUCGAUUUUGAAUAUGUAAGUGUUAUUUUUUUUUGGAAGCAAUGCUAGACCUGUUGCAAUGUCUCUAAUAUUUCUAAAAUGGUCAACUGUGGUUAACGCUACAUUUCAUUUUCAAAUAAGACCAAACCCAAAACUAUGAUUGUGUUGAUCUUUUUUCCUUAAGUUAUAAUUGAUUUUAGGUUAUGAGCUGAGCACAACAAAUUAAAUGUAUUGUUGAGGUGAUGUUGUUUGACCAUAACACCCUGGUGGUGAUUUUAGAAUAAGAGUAUUCUAAAAUCAGUAUUAACUUGUAUUGACUAUAAAAAGGACAUGUUUUUCUACAAACAGCAAUGUCACACUGUCUAAUAUAACAAUAUAAUCUCUUAAAUGGUGCGGGUAUAAUAAAAAUAUAGUUCAUAGUUACUGUUUAGAGAAGGACAAGAUGACCAAAUAUCAAAUGUGAAACGAACAUCAACAUCCUGUCAGGAACUUUCCCAACAAUCCGGAAGUUCAUUUAAACACUUAUUUUACUAUAUAAAUACAUAGUUUAAAAUGCAAAAAUGUUACAUAUAUAUAUAUAUAUAUAACAUUUAUAUACUGUGUAUAUAUAUUAUCCCCAAAGAGAGGACAUUCUAUUCUGAGCUUGAGAAGCCCUUGAAAUUAUAGUUGUGGGUGAAUAAAAGAAAUGUUAAUGUCUUGAUACAUUUUAUUAACCCUUAUGCGGUCUUCGGGAUCUUUUUGACCCGCAAAUGACGUUUGCUAAAAUAAAAAGUUCUCUUUGUCUAAAUGGCAUGAAACUUUGUACGGUAGUCAACACUUUCUAGAGCUACAAAUAAAAUUGAAUUUUAUGUUAGUGAGAAAAAAAGUCACACUCAUGGUCGCUUAGAAAAUGGACAAAAUUCAUCCUCAAAAUUAGAAACAACGCAGAACACGCAUAGACAGAAAUGAAGUGGCACACUUCCAGCAAUGCAAAAAACAUCCACAAUGCAAAAUGAUCACACACACACAGAGAGAGAGAGAUGAAAGGAUGAGACAAAACAAUGUAUCAUAGACACAGUUCUCUUACAGUUAGUAACUAAUAUUUAGA
This is a messenger RNA of Triplophysa rosa, 6876 nucleotides long. RefSeq names its product zinc finger MYM-type containing 4, tandem duplicate 2 (gene zmym4.2). The record is from RefSeq and is a predicted model, not a curated record. Gene Ontology annotation, molecular function: zinc ion binding. NCBI's taxonomy places the organism in Eukaryota, Metazoa, Chordata, Actinopteri, Cypriniformes, Nemacheilidae. The transcript is spliced from 28 exons. Bases 285 to 4997 code for a protein of 1570 amino acids.